GCGCACUACUGUAACCGAGUGUAACUGUGUGUGCGUGUGUGGGCACUGCAUGCGGUCGCGCGGAGCCACGCCUUCUUUUCGCUGCUAAUCAACGCGCAUGCGCAUUGUCUCACGAGAGUGACGAGAUCGAUCGAGAACCGAGUCGAGAACCGAUGAAGAGUGCACAAAGAUUUUGCUGUGGAAUACAACAUGGAAAAGAAGCUAGAGCACUGGUUGAGUGGGAGAAAUCUUUCGAAGAAGACUCUGAAAAUGCUAGUCAAGGAGAAGCUGGUGACGACUGAGGUUCUGUCGCUACUGAGAGAAGACGAUAUUCAAGUCCUGAGUCAGAAACACUCCCUCAGUAUGGGCGAGACUGUUCAUCUGAGAGAGGUACGUGAUGCCGUUAUCCGCGGAGAGUACGGAGGACGACUAGUGUCGAGGAUCAGUGCUGGUACUGCUGGGGUUAGGGAGGAUGGAGUUGAGGAAGGGCAGCCCAAGAGGGGGGAGAUGGACAGUGCCCCUGAUGAUGGAGCGGGGUCCACUGAUGACGGUCCUGACUUGGCCAGGAAUCACAAAGUCCCAUCAUUGCCUGAGAGCCACACAGACAAGGUGUCUGGAGCAGGAGUAGCUGAUCCAGUGGUGAAACACGAGGAGCUCCAAGAUAGAUUGAAGAAGGCAGAGCUCCUCCAGAAACAUGGAGACUUGGAAAGAGCCAAUGAGAAGAUGCAGGAGGUGGUAGGAGAUGCUCAGACGUUUGUGACGGAUCUCGGAACAGCACACAUUCCUGACCUCUCUAAUAUAGAUACCAUUGGUGGUGCUGUGGUUGCUUUUGAAUCUAGCAGUCGACAGAGGAAAUUUUUAUGCUGCAAUUUGAUGUAAUACUUUUCCCACUGCCAUGAAGAAUUAUGAUAUGCAUGCACACAUAACUGCUAAGUGGAGAUUGAUAUUAUUAUGAAUGCAUUUACAGUAAAGAAGGAAAAUUUACACCUCCGAAUAAGGAAAAGAUUCUGUCCGAUCUGGUUCACAGUAGCUAAGUGAACAUCCGUCACUGGACGUUUUUUGCGCAUGCGCGAGCCGGGCGCAAUAGACGAUUUUCGCGCGACUAUGUAUACCGUUCGUGGUGAACGGUCUAAGCUCCGCAGGGCAAAAGGCGAGCCCCUUCGAAGGCCUUUUCACCGCCAGACUUACGAUGACACCAUUAGUCCAGCAAGAGAUUUCAGCCGUCAAGCCGCAGAGAUAAAGGAACUGAUGUCGAAGAAUGUUGAGAAGAUGGCAAAGAGAAAAGUGGAGCUUCAGAAACUGGAAGAGAAGUCAGUGCCUCCCAGUUUCGCGCCAAGCAGAAGUUUUGGUGGCAGAGAAGUGGAGAGAGGAGCAUCCUCAUCAUCAUCGUGCUCAUCCUCCUGGCUCUCAUCAUCAUUUUCAUUAUCUGGUAAUGACUGCUAUAUACACCGUGGAACAUUUUGGUAGCUCCAGAAUAAUGGUACUUUUGCAUCAGAACCCCUGUUACUUAAAUGCUCAUCAAAAUAAUUAUAAUUCAUACUAAACAGACAGCAUACAGCUUAUCACAACUG
This is a messenger RNA of Geodia barretti, 1550 nucleotides long. Lineage: Eukaryota; Metazoa; Porifera; Demospongiae; Tetractinellida; Geodiidae. The record is from the annotation of a GenBank genome assembly.